AUAUGUGAUUUAACGCGGUCUGGUAUAGACGCACCAUGGUUCUGCACAGCUCCAAUAAAAGCGAAUUUGAGUUGUUCAGAUUUUUCAUGGACCAGUACCAACACGGUAUACUCCAAGUCUCUUCUUGAGCACACUAUGACAACAGAAGAACAAAAAUUAUUAAUACGGCAAAAGAAGGAAAUCAGACCACAAGGUGCCAAGUUUGUCAAUGUGACCGACCAAGACAAAAAUACAUCCUCUCUACCACCGCAUUGCCAUAACGAGAGACUGCCUCCAUGCAUUUUAGGUUCCCACAAUCUCUCUAGCUCAAUGUCAGCGGGCUACUUCUUGAAGGGGCAGUGGUAUUCCAACUUUUGUCGCCUUCGUGCGUUUGCAAUCCCCGAAACUCUAAAGUGUCUAACCAACAAAACCCUCUAUUUCCAUGGCGACUCGACAACCAGACAGUAUUUUGAAUACCUCGUGGAAACUUUGAAAGGAACCCUCAAACCGAACCCGCCCACCAAGCAAUCGAAUUGGAAAGUGGGACCUUCGCUGGCUGAAGACCGUGUUCACAACUUCACGGUUCACUAUCGACAUCACGGAUACCCGAUCCGGAAUAAUUGGACCGAUGCAUCCGAAGUGCAGUACAUCGAGGAAGCGCUUGACGUGCUUGACGCAACACCGGAUACGGUUUUCAUGUUUACGAUAUGGGCUCAUUUAACAACAGUUAACAUGUCUUUCUAUGAGCAUCGAGUUCAAAGGAUAAAGGCCGCGGUAGAAAGAUUGCACCGUCGGAGUCCCGAAACCCUUGUUGUCAUCAAAAGCGCGAAUACGCGCUCUCAUCCCAGUUGGGGAUCUUCUGCGACGUAUAGCGAUUGGUACGCUAAGGAGCUGGAUUUAAAACUCAGAGACGUAUUCAAGAGCUAUGAUAAUAAAAUUGGAUUUAUAGAUCAGUGGUCGAUGGUAGUAGGAUUUUCAAAUAGAGAUGCUAUUCACCCAGACAAGGCAAUCAUAUCUAGAGGUGUGCGGACGUUACUGUCUUACAUAUGCCCUAAAUAAUGAAGACUCAUGUACACCAAAAUGCGUGCCAGGGGCUAGGGACACGAAGCGGACCCGUCACAGUGCGCGCAAUUUUUUUUUAAAUUUUAGUGGUUGUGCCACAAACAAGAGAGGGCGCAUUAUGACCGCGUACCGGGUUAUGACAUCGGUUAUUCAAACCACCUAUUAUGUCGCUGGACACGGCUGUUUUCGACUCGGCGUACGGCCGUCGUAGAGCAAAGGCGACUGAGGUGUUAGGACAAUAAACGGAACAGACUACCAUAUGAUUCCAAGAAGAAAAUAUCGCAGGAAAACCAUUUAGCGAUCUUCGGAUUGAGUUUGUUGUGGCAAUAUUAGUUUUGUUUGUAUUACAUUUUUUACUUCAGAGAAAAUGGUUUAUACCCAGUUGUUGUGUGUCCGGACAGGUUGUGUGUCCGGACGAUCAAUUUUAGAAAGUCAUUUGGAAAAAAUUACAAGCGAAGUUUCAUCAAUUUUUAGUACAAAAUGUUAGGAAAUAUUAUAAAGAACAAAAUAGAAGAUGAUUAAUAAGUAUUGAAUUCAUAUUUUUAGUGUAAUCCAAAGACAAAAAAGAAGACUUCAAAAAUAUAAAGUGUCCGGACACCCGACCCCCCAUCCUACUAUAGUCAUUAGAAUGUGAGUUGUAUUCCAGUUUUCUACAACUAUAUAAUGAUGACGGUCACCAUGCCGUCAUUAUGCCGAGUAAUAUCAUCGAGUUAUUAGUUGAUAACUAUUAUGAUGGUUUCUUUUGCUACUCUAGUACUUGUAGAUUUAUAAAUGUAACGGUGAUUUCCCCAAGAGUUUCUUAUUAAGUGGUAUCGCACGCUAAACUACAUGGCCCGUAUUCUCAGCUCAUGUUUAGUUUUUAAACCAAAUGGUCCAGGUCUGGGCUGAAAUUAUGGGUACAAAUACGCGUCAAACAUUUGUUGACACUUUGUGUUUCUUGUGAGUUUACUUGGAUCUUUCCAUAUUUCAUCAUGGUGAAAACAACUACCGUAUUUAUCAUUUCAGGUUAAUGUUUCAUAAAGCUCUUCGCAAAGUUACGAAUGACUUUAGGCACGACUGGAACAUAUUCUUAGGUCAUAACUCAAUUAUAUAGGGAUAUCAUAUAGCACAAGAAAUUAUCUCCAGUCAAAAGGCAUUCACAGUGCGUAAAGUCUUUCGUAUCUUACGAACAGCUUUAUGAACAUCCACCUGGAUUCAUAAUGCCUUGAGUGCCAAAUGUGAUGAUAAAGUUAUCAUCAAGUUGUGGGGAUUUUUGUCACACUUUGCUACCCCGAGAUAAUCCGGAACUUAUUUAGACCAUCACCAUCUGAUGGUUACAAAGGAGUUCAGAAUAACGACCCUAUGGUUUUUAAAAUAAAUCCAGACCGACUUUGGUUAUAAGACUCAGCGAAUUUUUGCUUUCCAAUCAUGCAUGGCCAUUCCUUAUAGCUUUAUUGCUACAGACAUUGUCUUGUUAGGGCAUGGACCUAUGAAGAGACGGACAUUCAUCGCUUAGAUAAUGAAUUCACUAACCAUGCGAACUGGGGGGCGUUUCAUCAACAUUUUUGUCCGACAAGUUGUCAGAUCUGACAUCUUUCCUUGAUUUUGAUUGGCUGAGAAGCACUGUAACUAUGGUAACUGUCGGAUAAAAUGGGACUUGUCGGAUAAAACGUCUGACAUGUCCUUUCAUGAAAUGCUCCCCAUGUGACUGUAAUUGUCAUCUGAAUAACAUUCUCUUCAUACUAGUCUUUUUUGGUCCUGUGAUCGUCACCGUGAGAAGGGACUGAAGCAGUUCGUGACUGGACAUUUAUAUUUCACAAAAUAUGCGCAAUAGAUAACAAAUCACUUAAAUCAUGGAAAAUCGAUGUGCAGUUCUUGUUUACCUUUGGUAAUCUUAGUUCCAUGUGUUUUAUUUGGGAAAACGUCUGCAUAUCUUAAUAUAGAGGCAAUAUUGUGAUUGAUGGUUUACCAUUUAAAAUUUAAUUUUCCCAAGUUUCUCCAUAAUAUUCCAGAUAUACGUGAAACAUAACAUGUAUAGAUCGUGUAUCUCUCAAUGUUAUUGCAUUCCUUAUAUGUGAGCGGUAGUUAGCGGAUCGAAUCAUAUAUUUUAUAUCAUAAAAAUCGUCUGCUUCUCAAGUUUGCUGCUCCAAAUAUGAAACAUGUUGACUGAAAGGCACAUGCUGAAACAGGGUAUCAGCCAACAAAAAUCAAGACCGGAAACUGUUCCGUCUUUGGGUGAUCAGAUACGCCUUGGUAGUCAUGGUAAUUGCUAUUGUUACAACGCCUGUAUGUUCUCAUUAAGAUGCGCAUAACCAGGCGACGGUGACUCGACUAUCAUUGGACCAAAGAAAUGCUCGCGUUAAUCGUCCAUCUCUUCAUAGGUCCAUGGUUAGGGAAAGUAAGAUUACUCCUCCUUAUUCAACAUGUUCAGUAAGGACUUUAGUAGGACUGGAAAAUUCCUUAAAACGCUAAACAGUUCAGAGGCAAUGCAAAUUUUCCUGCACACGAUAGAGGGUUGUGUUCCCUCGUUAUAGUGAGUUUUCACUCUGCAAUGUACCGAGGGUUCAAGAAUACAUUAAAUUUAUUGAAAAUACCCGUCAAAUGAUAAAGAACAGCUGGUCUUUGUCGAAAUUGGUGAACCGGAACAGUAGUUCCGUUCUAAGUUUCUGGGCUGACGAAAAAUUGCAAACUCUGGUUUGUCCGGCGUCAAGGACGAAACUGCUCUUUUGACAAACUGCCAAUUUUCGACAAAGACUUCUAAGUUCUUUGUCAUGAAAGGCAUUUGACGAUAGGCCUACAGUUUCUCAGUUUUAGAAUUGUCCGUGCGUCGGUGAGCGAAAACUCCUAUUUUGUCGAUCUGAAUAGCACCAUAAAAAUUCAAAAGACUGGAGACUUAUCGUUACCAUGGUUGCCACACGCGUGGAAAGAUAUUUAGUUGAUCACUUAUGUUCCAUUGUAUCUUUUUUUUUUUGUAAUUGGGGCGGAUCCAGGAAUUUCAAAGGGGGGGGGGGCAUUUCUGUUCCGAAAAUUUUUGACAAACAAAAAAUAUAAGUAAAAUGGGUUUCACUUCCAAAUGAAGGUGAUUUACAUGACACACAUAAACGUGCACAUUAUUCUCAAGGGGGGACACGGGCCGUGUGUGCCCCUUCUUGGGUCCGCCACUGUGGAGCUUUUAACGUUUAAGGGAUAGGCUGCAGGUUGCCUUCUACCAUUGUGCAACUGAAUAUCGUGGAAAACGUAAGUUUUAUUCCAAAACAUAAAUAAUUAUUUCGGUUUAUCGACAAAAUCCAACUGUCAUGGUUGCAAUUAGUUAACAAACAUGAAAUAAAAAUAAAUUGCCAGUGUAGAUUUGGAUUAUGCUUUAGCGAAACCCCUAAUCGUAAUCAUUGUGAAAACAGUGUUACACAAAUCUAUGGUUUUUUCAUUAGAUGUAUCUAUUUAUGAUUAUAUUAAUAAAUAUAUCAUUUGGUUC
Lytechinus pictus (painted urchin) is the source of this 4492-nucleotide messenger RNA. RefSeq names its product NXPE family member 3-like. The coding region runs from base 136 to 1038 and encodes 300 amino acids. Lineage: Eukaryota; Metazoa; Echinodermata; Echinoidea; Temnopleuroida; Toxopneustidae. The record is from RefSeq and is a predicted model, not a curated record. The transcript has 3 exons.